This is a messenger RNA of Iphiclides podalirius (scarce swallowtail), 261 nucleotides long. The record is from the annotation of a GenBank genome assembly. Lineage: Eukaryota; Metazoa; Arthropoda; Insecta; Lepidoptera; Papilionidae.
AUGAACAAACUUUUUAUCGUUCUUCUGGCGGUCUGCCUUGUCAGUGUGCACGCCUUUGUGAAAAGAGAUGCCGAAGAAGCCAGCAAUGCCGCCACUGGAGCAGACAUUCAAAAACAAGUCCAGGACAUAAUUAACACGAUCGGUGCGAAAAUCAGCGAAUCAUUGAGCCCUGAACAGUUAAAAAAGAACUUUAACAACGUCGUCGAUGAAGUACAGAAAUCUCUCAAUCAAUUGAAGGCAAAUUCCGAAGCUGCCAAAAAU